Molecule: messenger RNA, 4929 nt
Organism: Liolophura sinensis
Lineage: Eukaryota; Metazoa; Mollusca; Polyplacophora; Chitonida; Chitonidae
Product: ras-related protein Rab-32B-like
Biological process (GO): endosome to lysosome transport; phagosome-lysosome fusion
Cellular component (GO): lysosome; trans-Golgi network; late endosome
Molecular function (GO): GTPase activity; GTP binding
Source: RefSeq, a predicted model, not a curated record
GUGAUCACAUGAUGCAUACAGAAGAAAAUGGCUGACCUGCUGGAUGCUGGCGAUGCAAAGCAGAACGUCAGUGGGCACGAACAUCUCUAUAAAGUGCUUGUCAUUGGAGAAUUUGGCGUGGGUAAGACAUCAAUAAUAAGAAGAUACACAGAAGGUUCCUUUUCGCCAAAUUACAAGUUAACAAUAGGUGUGGAUUUUUCUUUAAAAUCUAUAGACUGGGACUCUAAAACAAAAGUAAAUUUACAACUAUGGGAUAUUGCUGGGCAUGAGAGGUUUGGUCACAUGACUCGAGUAUAUUACAAGUAUGCAAUAGCGGCCAUUAUAGUUUUUGAUUUGUCCAGACCUGCCACAUUUGACUCAGUUUUGAAGUGGUUAAAUGAUGUCAAUUCCAAGGUUAUGUUAGCCAAUGAGCAACCAGUGCCAGUUCUGCUGUUGGCCAAUAAGUGUGACUUGGAUGAGGUUCAGAUAGAUACGACUUACUUGAGCAAGUAUUGCCGGGAACACAACUUCCUUGGAUGGUUCCCAACAUCAGCCAAAACCGGCUUAAAUAUAGAUGAAGCCAUGAAAUAUCUGAUAGAACACAUUUUGACUCUACCGUCGGAAAGCCAGCAACCAGGGGAAGCUAUCAGACUGCAAAGUGUCAUGAUUGAUAAUGAUUCAGACAGUGAAGAUGACCUCACAGAACCGAAGAGCAGAUGCUGCAAGUCAUGAUGUACAAACAUGAACAGUUUCUGAAAACAAAGGUGCUUUUACCCAGUAUUUUGCAGGUAUAAAAAGUGGAUAUUAUGUCACAAUUAUUUAUAAUACAGGAUUGGGAGUUUUUUUAUUCAAGGUAAAAAAUAGCUCUGUUCAUGAUGUAACUUUUUAAACCAUACAUGUUGUUCAGAAACUUCGUGUAACAUUUUUAACUUUCUGUUACCUGUUACAAGUUAAUAUACUAGUCAUUGUACUUGUACAUUAAUACUUAUGUCCAGUAAAGCAGUAAUAUAAGCCCAGUUUGUCAGGAGGCCAGAAGGUUUAAAAUAUGGUGGUGGGGCUGAUUCUUCAAAGCUGUUUCUGACGCAAGUCAAAAUUUAAAAAUUCUUCUCAAUGCUUAGUGUUUGGUACUAGAAAUUAGAAUUUGGACAUAUUUUGCCUUAAGAUGAGGUGUUAUCGAUGAGGUGGGCAAAAUUUUAACUUCUAACAUAUCUAUAGCCCAAAUAUAAGCUUCGAGAUCAUAUUUCAAAUUUUGAUGUACAUGUAAGUGAGAAAUGGCUAUGCAGAAUCAACCCCUGGAGGCUAACAUUGCAGAAUUGUUCCUGACAAUUUUAUUACAACCUUCCACUCCAACCAUGCCAACACUGGCACUGUGUUAAUUAUUAUGUAAUACAAACUCCUCAUCGAAUGGUUAAAAUCAGGGCAGCUAGAAUACAUUUAAUUGAUCUAGGACUUUUUCUCCAUGAUGUUAUAUUGGUUUUUUGCAUAACUGGUGUAAGUCAUUUUUGAUUCAAUCAUUGUUUAAUGCUUUACUGAAGGAUUUCGUGGUUUAUUUUCACAUGCUGGAGUGGAGAAAUCCGGAGCAGCCAUUGGUACAUGUACAUGAAUCACUGCUCUUUUCCAUAUUCUAGAGUUAUUAUGUAGAUUUCCAUUACUGCUAUUAACAAGAUAUCACAAAUGCCCUAAAAUUUCCCCCAGAUAACCCUUAACACAUCGAUUUGCAGGGAGUUAAUUUUUGUGCUAGCACCUCCAUGUCUAGUGUGAAAUAAGUUUAUUCCAUAUGUUGUGCCGAAUUGUUGUGAACUCCUGUCAUUUAUAGUCAAUAACUAAGAUGGAAUCUGAUUGGACCAUGAAUCAUGCAUAUUUAUGAAGGAAAGUUCAGAGCUGUAAAGAGUUAACAUGGCUCAGUAAAUCAAGGUAGAUGAUGUCGGACAUCGCCAGCUUGAUUCAAUGAAGAUGGUUGAAACGAGGCUCAACCGAGAUCAUUGUGGAUUUCUGUCUCCUUAUCAGGGCUAAUUAAGAUACCUCCUCUCUACAUGUCCACUAAAUAACUUCAACAAUUACGUCAUUACAUUUCCACUGUACCCACUCUAAUAAUGAUGUCAUUACAUUUCCACUGUACCCACUCUAAUAAUGAUGUCAUUACAUUUCCACUGUACCCACUUUAGUAAUGAUGUCAUUACAUUUCCAUUGUAUCACUCCAAUCAUUAUGUCAUUACAUUUCCGCUGUAUCAUUCCAAUAAUUAUGUCAUUACAUUUCCACUGUACCCAGGCUGAUAAUUAUGUCAUUACAUUUCCACUGUUCCACUUUCGUAAUUAUGCCAUUACAUUUCCACUGUACCCAUGCUGAUAAUUAUGUCAUUACAUUUCCAUUGUGUCACUCCAAUAAUUAUGUCAUUACAUUUCCGCUGUAUCAUUCCAAUAAUUAUGUCAUUACAUUUCCGCUGUAUCAUUCCAAUAAUUAUGUCAUUACAUUUCCACUGUAUCACUCAAAUAAUUAUGUCAUUACAUUUCCACGGUGCCACUCCAGUAAUUAUGUCAUUACAUGUCCAUUCUACAACUCCAAUAAUUGUUAUUACAUUCCCACUCUACGACUCCAAUAAUUAUGUCAUCAAUAACCUAUUUGGAUUAUGUAAGACAUUAUGCAACAACUGUCUCUGGUAUGCCUUUAACACCAUAGAAGGGCUGUUUUUUCUAGUUUUUUGCGUUGUUUUGGAAGUGGGAAGCUCUUCCAGUAACCUGCUUAUAGUUGUGGGUUUCCCCUGGCUAUGUUGAUUUCUCUUCCACCAUAACCUUGAGUAUGGUGUAAAACCCACAAUCCAAAUACAUAAACCAAGAUUCUUAAUUAUGGGCACUACUGUUGAUUGUAUUUGAUAUUUGUGCAGAUGCAUUAUUUUAAAUACUCUAUUUUAAUUAUAUAGAUGAAUGUAUACGUAUAGAUAUAAAAGUAAGAUUUUUCUGACGUGAAAAAAUGAUAGAAAGAAGAAACAAAUGAGGUUUCUCAACUUUCUGCAUCUUUGUAUUUCGACUGCAGUUUCGAAUGCCUUGAUAAGAACAAGACGUUCAAAACCUCUGUGGGAAUACCAAGAUAAGGUUCAUAUACACUGUGUGAUUGAUUGAUUGACUGUAUACUGCUGGAUUAUUGUAGAGAGCCUCAGGGAAAAGAACAUGGUCAAAUUUGACUGAGAUCAAAUAUUUAUUUUAAUUGUAUGUACAGUUUGCAUGGGUGUAAGUUGAUUGUAUGUAAGUCUCCGUGUUAUUAGUGUGUAUUUGUUAACUGUAUGAAUAGUGAAGUUCACAAUCGUAACCUGUGCAAUUAAUGCUCAUAAUAUCAACUUGCAUGGUUACAGGAACCUAUGUUUUUUUCUUACACAUAGAUAUUUGAGCAAUGGCAGGCUCUUAUCAGUAAAAUAUAACUACUACUAUAGAUACUAGUACAGUAAAACAGGGUGUUUUUUCAAAGGACACUAUACAUUUGGUCAACUUUAAAGUAUUUAAAACUCAAAAUUUAGCUUUCUUCUUUAAAGUGAAUAUAAAGUCAGCCAGUAAGGAUGAAUUAAUUAAUUCAUAAAGCAGAAUUCCAGAAAUGUUCUAAAAGUAUUUUAAAAUUCUACACCUCUUAUCAACAUAAUAAAUAGGAAAUGACCAUCAGUAUCUAGCCACUCAUUUGGUGAUGUCAUUUUUCCAUGUUAUAGCUGUCUAGAGUGAUGUCACAAAACCUAGGAGCUCUCCCGUACUGUGGGUAUUAAACAGUAUGCCAAUGAGAAAAUACAAGCAGAAAUGCCUAAUACCAGGUCAAAGAGUAUCAAUUCUGUCCAAUUUUCAAAGUGUCGAUGUUUCUCUUUGCCUGACGAUCGGUCUGGGCAAUCUUCGUGGGCAUCUUCAAGCGUCUUGCUCUAGCAGUCUUGCUCGUCCUUGCCCUUACACCUUUGACCUGCAUUAGGUUUGGCUGGCUGUAUCGACGUCAGGGCGUUAAACCCCAAGCACUCACUCACUCGACGUCAGGGAAUUUACCGACAAUAGCAGGACCUUUGGAUUUAUAACAGACUCUUUCCUGCAGAUUUCCAGAAGACAUUUUCGUAAUAAAUCUGACUUUGCUAAGGAUAAAUUACACAACGCCACAAUAUUUUUCUUCAAGCAGUGGCUCUCCCUGGGCGGUUUUCUUGCCAUUUCACCCUGACAAGUUACUGCAAUCUUCCGGCCAACAUGUACACGUAAUUGUGACACAGCCAGCCUUUUUCAAUUCCCUGUCCAUAAAUGUUUGGUCCAAAAUGCAUCAGUUUAACACUUAAACUAACCACAAAAUCCAAUUUAUUGCAUUUGUCCACUGUAAGAAACCACGCCGACAAUCAAGAGAUGAUAAGUUUUUUGACGUGACAGCAAUUAUCACGUGACACUCUCAGCGCUUGCGAUUGACCAAGUUCAUAAGGGCUACUACAACAUGGCUACUAGGAGUGAAUUGUCCGUCAGUGCCAUGUCCCCAGCGCUGAACUUCAUCAUCUGGGCUUUCAGAACUUUAUAGAAUUUUUUACACGUUUUUCUGUGAUAACUGUGUCCUAUAUCCUUUUAUCUCUCUAUAUAUAGUGGCAGACUUUGUGUUCACUUUAAGUGGGAAGAAAGAUAAGAAAAUGGAGAAUAAAAAAGUGAAAUUAAAAAAAAAAUGGUCAAAUUUCAUCCCUGAGGGGUUCGAGUAUCCUCAAGAGUUCUGCGAUGUAGUUUUCUUUAAUAGUACAUGCUAGUUGUUCCCAAAGACACAGAUAUGGUGUAAACAUGUUCAGUAAAUGUGAGGUACAUGUGUUGCAUUGUAGGUGUCCUUUAUGUGAUAUUGAUGAGAGUGUCAGUGAUGUAUGAACACUUCUUGAUUUAGGGGCAUCAUUUAUGUAAUCAACGUUCAGUAUUAUUGUAAGUAGAGGCAGUUAUACACCAUAUUUACUUAUACAUGUUCUUUUAUAU